UUCUCUACAGCUGCACAGAGGACUAUUCGUCAUCUCGCAUCCAAACAUGAAUAUCAUCAAUCAAAAAAAACUUUUCUUCAUCUCUCAUCAUAUUCCAUCGUACAUCCGACUGGCUGAAAUUAAAUCUGAUUUCUUUCCAUCAUCUUCACCACACCUAUACUAUAUACAAGAGAGUGAGAAAGAGAGAGAGAGAGACCAAGUCUGAAAGGAUCAAUGAAUGCGUGAUUCACUCCCAAGAUAUCAACGGCACCGAGCAUUUGCAUAUUUUAAUAGCGACAUAGAGCCCUAGCUUUUCCACAUACACACACAUAUAUAUAUACAUAUAUAUAUUCGCAUUGUCCAAAAAAGAGCGGUCCAGUGCGAAUGGAAAUCUCAAUUGUUUCCAGGACAGCGAAAUAGUUUAUGAUUUAAUAAUAACUUAUUGAAGACUGGUAAUGAAAAAAAACAGGGAUUUUCGAAAGUUAUGCAAAAAGUAACAAUUCAAUCAUUUUCCUGAUUAUUGAUGCGAAAAAAGAAGUCCAACGUGAGAUUCAUCAAAUGUAAGUCUCGUGACCAAGGAUUUAGUAGGCUGAAGAGAAGCAAGGGUGGCGGCGCUUGGGAAGUGUCGCGCGGUGGUACGCGCGGAGGUAGAAGAAAAAAGUCGGUGUCGAGCGUGCGUGCGUGCGCGCUCGCGCGCUCGAGCGUGACUACGUAGGUCGAGUGCGCGCUGCCCGCCGUGCCGGUAGCAGCGUGCCUGGUGCUCUGGUGUUCGUGGGUUACGUGAUAUUUUUUUUUGUGGAUCUUCACGGAUCCCUUUUAUAAAAGGCGGGGGUGGCGUUUGUGAAGGCAACCUGUAGCAAGAUGGGCUGUGCCAUGUCCGCGGAAGAGCGGGCCGCUCUGGCCCGUAGCAAGCAAAUCGAGAAAAAUCUCAAGGAGGAUGGCAUUCAAGCUGCCAAGGACAUUAAGCUCCUGCUACUUGGAGCUGGAGAGUCUGGGAAAAGUACAAUCGUGAAACAGAUGAAAAUCAUUCACGAGAGUGGGUUUACACCGGAAGAUUUUAAACAAUACAGGCCAGUCGUUUAUAGCAACACAAUACAAUCUUUAGUAGCAAUUCUUAGAGCAAUGCCCAAUUUGGGAAUCGGUUUCUCGACUAAUGAAAGAGAAACGGACGCAAAAAUGGUGUUCGACGUUAUUCAACGGAUGGAGGACACGGAACCUUUUAGCGAAGAAUUGUUGGCAGCUAUGAAGAGGCUUUGGGCGGACAAUGGUGUACAGGAAUGCUUUGGCAGGAGCAACGAGUAUCAAUUGAACGAUUCCGCGAAAUACUUCCUCGACGAUUUGGAUCGAUUAGGAGCGAGGGAGUAUCAACCUACGGAACAAGAUAUACUUAGAACCCGAGUGAAAACGACUGGAAUCGUCGAAGUUCACUUUUCCUUCAAAAACCUUAACUUUAAAUUGUUUGACGUCGGUGGACAGAGGAGUGAACGUAAGAAAUGGAUACAUUGCUUCGAGGACGUGACUGCGAUUAUUUUCUGUGUUGCGAUGUCAGAAUACGAUCAAGUCCUUCACGAGGACGAAACUACGAAUCGAAUGCAAGAAAGUCUGAAGCUUUUCGACUCAAUCUGCAACAACAAAUGGUUCACAGACACGUCAAUCAUCCUCUUUUUGAAUAAAAAGGAUCUUUUCGACGAAAAGAUUCGCAAAUCUCCUCUCACCAUUUGCUUCCCCGAAUACGCUGGCGCACAGGAGUAUGGCGAAGCCGCAGCCUACAUCCAGGCGCAGUUCGAGGCGAAGAACAAAUCGACUUCGAAGGAGAUUUACUGCCAUAUGACAUGCGCCACCGACACAAAUAACAUUCAAUUCGUGUUCGACGCAGUCACAGACGUGAUUAUCGCGAACAAUUUGCGUGGCUGCGGUCUUUAUUAGGUUAAUUCUAUAUACACAAAUAUCAAGCGCGAACACGAAACAAGGAGAUAUGAAGCUGCCGGACGAGUUAUGAUAAAGAAGACGACGACGACGACGACGUUUUCUCCGAGUCGAAAGCCUGUUCCCAAUUUUCACAUUCUUAUUUCAGAUUCAAAUUUCCAAAAGAAAAAAAAAAAGAAGAAGAAGAAGAGAAAAAUCUUCUCACCACUCGAGGAUGUCAAAAAAAAAAGAAAAUUUAUUUACCAUCAAGAAGAAUAAAAAAAAAAAUACGGAAUCAUGCCAGAGGACAGGAGCCACUGGCACGAGGUGAUACUUCGAAACGCUUAAAAAAAAAAAAAAUAAUAAAACACUGAUCCCAUCUUUUACUACUCAACGAUCUCUCGGAAUGAUUUUUUUGACAAAAAAUGCUUUUUUCAAUUAUUCGCCAGGAAUUUAAAAAAUACGCACCUGAAAUCAAUGUUCAAUUAAUAUUAUGAAAAUUAAAUUUUCAAGGAAUUUUCAAUAACGAAUUCAAAAAAAAAAGAAAUUAUUGUCCUAAUUAUUGUGAAUUAACGGAAAAAGAAAAAUUUACAUUACGAAAUCGAUGUUUAGAGAAAUAAUAAAAAAGUAGAAAAUUUGGCAAAGAAUUUAAAAAAAAGGUAUAAAUACUUUAAAAAAACUGAUUCAGUGAAAAAAUUACGUGUAGUGAAAAAUUAAAUAUAAAUUUAAAAAAGUAUUUACAAUUGAAAAGAAAAUGAAAAUUGAAUGGAAUAUUGAAGAAAAAAUUGUCGAAGAAGAAAAGAAAGAAAAGAAGAAAAAGAAAGAAAUUAAUUUUUAAAAUUUAAAUAAUAAAUAAUUAAUAAAUAAGAAAAUUAGAAUAAAACAUUUCCAAAAAAAAGAAUUCACAAUAAUUUUAGAAAAGAAAAAAUAAUUGGAACAAAUUAUAAACAAUUCAAGAAAAUUCCAAAAAAUGAAGAAAUGCAAAAGAAAUUUUUUUUUUUUUUUUUGAAAAAGGAAAUCAAAAUAAAAAAUUCGAAAAAGUGAAUUAAAAGUAAUGAAUUUAAAUUAAAAAAGAAAAUUAUAAUUGAUGGAAAAAAAAUUAGAAGUAAAAAACAUAAAUUAGUCUUAAAUGAGAAUAAAUAAUGAAGAAAAUGAAGAAAGAAUGAAAGAGAAAUAAAAUUCUCCUCUCACGAACGAUUAGUUUGACAAAAACAUCCUAUUAAGAGGUGAAACGAGAUUUACAUUUUUUUAAAACAAAAACAAAAAAAAAUAAAUAUGAAAAAAGACACACCUCGUAAAACUAACAUUUGUGAGAGGCAUGAGAGAAUUUUUUUUUAAUCCAUUCCGAGGCAAAGAUGAGUGGAGAAUUUUUUUGAUAAAAAUGAUGGAUCAGGGUUCGCCAUCGGCAGCGCAAGUCGAGACUCUGCAAAAAUUUUACACACACACACAUACAUACAAAAAAAACACCUCUGUCUCUCUUCUAAUAAUCGUUCUCAUCACAUUCACAAAUCAGUGGGUGGUCUCAAAAUACGCACCUUUUUUUACUUCUAUUCCGCACAAAAAUAUGGCACAAAAAGCAAAUUUUGAAGAAAAAAAAAACAUUACGACGCAGUGAGUAAAUUACUUUUUUUUUUAUUUUUGAAAAAAUUAAUUUAAAAGAAACCUAUUUUUUAAAUUAAUUUUUUUGUCUUUUUUCUAAGAAAAUUCUCAAAUUAGAAGUAAAUUUUUUUUUUUUGUAAAGUGAUUUUCAUGAAAAAUCAUUUCUAAAUCGAUUAAUUCGAAAAAAAAUUGGUAAAAUUAAUAUUCACAAAAUAAAUGUGAAUUUUUAAUUGAACUUCUUUAAAAAAAAAAACACAAGUUUUUUCAAAAAACAAUUUCUCAUCCCGCACAAGACAAUAUACAUAUUUUUGUUAUAAUAUAUAAUUAUUAAUUAUAAUAUUAUCACGCACACAAGGAAAAGAAAGAAAUAAAGAAAAAAAAAAAAAAAAAAAAAGAGAAAUGAAAAUGCACCCACACGCAGACUCACAAGCGAUUUCCGAUCGCCGGACAUCCCUGAGAUCCUAUUUUUCUAUAUGUUAUUUUUCUCGUUUUAUGAAUGUGUCGACAAUAUUUUAUUUGUCAACACUUCAAAGCAUAAAAGAGGAAAGAAGACUUUUUUGAUGGCAGGUACGAAGAACGAGAUUUUGUGUGAAUGAAUGAAUUUUACCAUUUAAAAGAAAAAAAAAAUGUCUGAGAGAGAAAAAGAAGAAAAAAAAAUUGUACGAAACAAACCGCAAAGCUCACAUGGGACCUCACAUAAUAGACGUACAAUUUUAACAAUUAUAUUCGACAUUUUUAUUACGCACAAUCGUUAACGAUUUUUUAAUUUUAAUUUUUUAUCAGUAAAAAAAGAAUUUUUGGUUUUUGUUCUAAGAAUUUUUUUCCAUAAUUUCUAACUGAGAUAUUUUUAUUAAUUUAAACAUUUUCACAAUAUUUAAUUUCAAAUAUUUUUGUCUCUUUCGAUGCAAAAAUAAAUUUUUCGAAAUGAAUCGCGAGAAAUUCUGUGCAGAGAGAAAAAAAAAGAACAAAAUAAAAAAAAUCUCUCAAUUUUUGUGAAAUGAAUUGAUUCGAAGGAUCGCGAUUAAUUUAGAUAUGAUGAAAAGCCGCAAGUCAUUUUAGCGAACGAACUACGAUAGAAGUAACAAAAAAUAAAAUAAUAAUUUAUAUAAAAAUACAAAGAAAUGAACCAAAUAUUGCGUGCCAAUGUGCACACGAAAUUUAAUUAUAUAGUCAAGGUGACUGCGAAUGCUCGAACACUUCGAUUCCUUGUGGAUUUCGAAAAAAGAGAAAGAAAAAAAAAAAUGAUGAAAACAUAUACAUUGUUCUAAUUUUUCAUCCCACAGGACGAUCGAUUGUGAUGUCGACGCCUUUCAAUUUCUAGUCGACAAAAGUAACGACCGCUUUCAAAUUUUUUUUUUUUCGAAAAAAAACAGGCUGGAUAAAAUGUAUAAAAUUUAAUCUAGAUAGUGACAACUCGACGAUUGAAGAUUACAAUUUCCCUUUUUCUGUAUUAAUAAUUUUUUCUUAAAUUCCGUUUAUAAAAAAUGGAAAAAGAAACUUGUAAUAUUCAUUUGCGAAUCUGUUGAGAGAUAUCAGAACGCUGAGAAUAUAACUUGAGUUGUUAAAAAGAAAAAAAAAAAAAAAACAAAAAUGAAAAAAAAAACUAGCGAGAAUGUGAUUUGGCGUGAAAGGAAUACUCGAGUGAAAGUGAUAGGACGAGAAAAUAUUUCUAAGUCUACGGUUUACUGCGUUAUUACUUAUAAAUAUAAUUAACAAUUAAAUUUUAAGAAGCUAAGUAAUGUUUCUGUGUAUACUUGGCGAAAAAAAAGAGGAAAGAAAAAAAAAUGACAUUUUAAGGGGAAAAAAAAACUGGCAGUGUAAUAUGCGAACUUGAGGAUUUAACCAUGCUAACGUGUGAUUUUGUACGUACUAUUAUAAAAAAAAAAAAACAAAACAAAAGAGUCGUAAGUCCUGCGAUCUUCACCGAGAAAUGUACAUUUUCUACUGCGAUUAAUAUUUCUCUUAAACCGAAAAUAACCAAUUUUUGCACUCAGCACCUCCCUCCCAAAUCCUCUUCAUGUAGAUAGGGUCGUCUUAGUUUACAAAAAAAAAACAACUUUUUAAUAAAACAUAUAUAAUUCCAUGUCUUAAUCGAAUUCCCAACUAGUUUUUUCAUGCAAUCAUAUAUAUAAAUAUAUUCCAAUAAAAUUGUCUUUUCCAGUUUUCCAAAAACCCCUUUUUUCCUUCGAUAUGACUUACGUCCCUUUUGCGAUCUGUAUGAGGUGUGACUCUUUAUCAAUAGUCAUGUUUGUACGUCGAUUUCCUUGCUUUCGAUACCGGUGUCACCGUCGUGAAUCUUAUUUGUAGUUUAAAAAAAAAAAUUUCCUAAACGAUCGUCGCUCACUCUCAAGAGGAAUAUCAUUCCUGAAAAAUUAUUCCUGAUCAUUUUCACGUUAUUCAAUUUUUUUUUUAGGUUAUGUUUCACUAUAGAAAAGAACCAAUUUUAAUAUAUAUAAUCAUACAUUCUCUUGAAUACAAAAUGAUCAUGAAUAAUUUUUCCGAAUGAUAUAAACCCUCUUUUUAUUUGAGAUUUUCUUUACAUUUUCUUCAAAAAUGCUUUUCACUUGAAAAAAUUGCAAAUCCCAAAAUGCAAUAAGAUCCGUAUUCUGAAACAGAGAAAAAAAAUGAAAAUUUUGUUAGAGGUUAUUUUUGUGGAACAUAAUUUGAAAAAUUCAACUUAGACUGCUUCUACAAUAGUUAAAUUACACGCAUUGCCAACUGUUAAAAAAAUUAUUUCACUAUUUUUAUCAAAAUAAAUUUUUUUUAUUUAAUAUUUAAUCAGAUAUAAAUUUUUUGUCAAUGGAUGCACGAAUUUUUGAGGUUAUGUUUUACUAUAUAUAAAUAGAGGCUAAUAACAAAAUCGAAGAAAAUGGGAAAAAUAAGUCAAUUUCAAGUUCUAAGAAUAACGACGACGUAUUUAAGUCUGUUAAUUGUACUACUUUUAUUGUAUUACUACCGUUAGUAUUAUAUUCCCCAUAUUUAAAAAGAUUUAAAUUCUGUUUUCAAUUUUCUUUUUUUUCCCCACUGAUUUUACAAAAUUGUUCUCAAAAAUAUAUUAACAAAAAUAAAAAAAUAGAGGCAAAAUUUUGAAAACAGGAAUUAAAUCUUUUUUUUUUGAGAUGCCAUAUUCUUAUUCCGGUUGCCAUAUUGUUGUAAAAUUAUAACUUAACGCAAAAAAAAAAAUAUAUAAAAAAAAACUCUCGUAGAGUUAUCAUUAUAAAGGGUGAAAAAAAAGCUAAGGUCUAAGUAUACAAAUUGCUACACCUAAGUCGUACCUAAGUACCUAUAUCGUGUCUCUAGUCACAUAGUCGAAGGAUGAAAAAAAAAAAAAAUAAUGAUGAUGAAAGGGAGCGUAACGCACGUUUGUACAACUUCAAAACCCUCCCGUUGCAGGGACCCGUUCGCGCUUAUUUUUUAAGUUUAAAAAAAAAACGUGGCAACGAGACAAUGCUGCUUGCAUUUUCGAUUUAAAAUGCGAACAACGCAUCUAAUGUGCAGAAAAAAAAAAAUUAAGACCUAGAUCCAUUUCUAUUGUUCACAUGGAUUUUCACAUUUUUAUGUCUAACGGUGACUUUUUUCAAACUUCUGUUUCUAUUUUAGUUUCUUUUUUUUAAAGAGCCAACGAACGAGAUGAGAUAGAAAAGGACAGAGUAUGUCUGUCCUUUUCUAACUCAUGUUUCAAGUUUGCCAGUUUAUUGUGCAUUGGCCUUAACUCAGAGCUGAAAAAGAGGAAUGAACCGGAACGGGAAUAAAAGGGAGAUAGAAAAGACAACUAUCCUUUUCUAUCUCACACUUUCUUUUCUUGUUCUGGAAAUGGAAUAGAAUUUUUUGGAAUUAAUUAACAUUAAAUUACUUUAAAUUGGCGAUACUAAAAACUAACCUAAAAAAAAAAUUCCCUUAGUUAAAAAAAAAGUACAACUAAUGGAUUAUUAAUCAGAAGUUUGAAAAUUAGUGAAACCGAAGAGAAAAAAAAAGAACGAAAACCAAAAUCGUGACGACUCUUUCGAGUUGAUUUGACUUUUACAAUAUUUAGAAAAAUCGUUAAUCUAAAGAGAAGCAUAAUCGCUUUCUCAAAAAGCGCGUAAGCGUUAAGAAAAACAAAACCAAAAAAAAAAAAAAGUUAUAAGACCUGCUGGUGGGCAGCUUUUAAAAAAAAAAAAGUCGGUAAUGAUUUUUUCGAAAAAACGAAAAUUCACUGUCGGUAGCUCAUGAAAAGGUUCAAAAAUAAAUUUAAAAAAAAAACAAAUUGUUUUAUCCCUUUUCGAGUUACCGGCUCCGACGAUAAUAAUUUAAAAAAAAAAAAAAAGAUAGGAAAUGAAGAGGGUUAUAAGAAAAAUAAUUUUAAAAAAAUGGCGACCAAAGUGUUCGUGAAGAAGGAACAAAAAAAAGAAAAUUCCUACCGAACAAAUAUUCGCUAAUACACUGCAUUGUAAUGUACUUUCUAUCAUUAUGUCAAAAUUCACGAACAAGUAAACAAGGGGAAAUUAAUUAUAGCGUUGUAUCGUAAUAUAUAAUGAUUAAUGGUAAUGUAAUAAUUAUAAUAUCGAUAACGAUAAAGAAACAAAAAAAUAAAUAAAUAAAAAUAAAUAAUAACAUUCAAUUGAUAACUAAUAAUCAAGAACGCACGUUAUUUCAUUUUUUGUGAAAGAGGUGUUCUAUAAGAUUUCAGGAGAGCUGAGAACGCGAGUGGGGACAUAAAAAAAAAAAAUAAUAAUAAUACCACCAAGAGAAAUCUCAUUAUAUAAAAUUAUUAUGUAAUAAUUGUCCAUACAUCUUAAAAUGUCGAAAUAAACCUAACAUUAAAACGA
Leptopilina boulardi is the source of this 8291-nucleotide messenger RNA. It is a transcript of the gene Galphao, whose product is annotated as guanine nucleotide-binding protein G(o) subunit alpha. The record is from RefSeq and is a predicted model, not a curated record. Lineage: Eukaryota; Metazoa; Arthropoda; Insecta; Hymenoptera; Figitidae. Gene Ontology annotation, biological process: adenylate cyclase-modulating G protein-coupled receptor signaling pathway. Gene Ontology annotation, molecular function: G-protein beta/gamma-subunit complex binding; GTP binding; GTPase activity. The transcript has 10 exons. The coding region runs from base 841 to 1905 and encodes 354 amino acids. Gene Ontology annotation, cellular component: heterotrimeric G-protein complex.